UCUUUCCACUAUAUAUCUGACUAUAAAGUGUCAGUUUUCUCUCGACAUCUGAAAUGUCUUAAUUUAAUAUAGGCCCUAUAAUUAAAAUUGAGCCAUACUUACAUAAAGUUACAAAAGUUGGUGUUUCAUCUGGCAUCUAUUGACAACUAUGGCACGUAUAUUUAGCUACUUUACUUUUGUACAAUAUAAAUAAUCCACACAAAAACGAAAACGCACCUUAUCAGCCAUCCAGUUGUUAGACGUCUCAACUAAAUUCAACUAAAUACAACUGAAAUUGUGCACAUUUUAGCAACUUUCCCUACAGAUGAAAACGACAAAUAACUCAUCUUGACCUAAAAAAACAGGAAGUGUUUCUGCUUCCUGACUAAACUCGAUCGAUAUAGUAAAUAAUAUCCGCUGCGCCUUAUGUCUUACAGAGUUUCUAAAUCAAAAAGCCGUUUUCAGACGAUUCCUGGCAGCGCUUAAUCCUCGAGGCAGACGCAGGUGGAGAGGAUGGCCGGCUUCCUAAAGAUGGAAAUGAUGCUGAUCGCGGGUCCCGAUGGCCUGCUGGGUGCUAUGAAGGAUCACAGCGACAGGUGCUUGUGUAAUCCUGCAUGCUUACGGUGCCCCUUGCAGUGCAAGUCAGGUGCCUGAUACAUAAUUAAUGAGCAUGCUAAUGAGCCCACUGGCUGUUUCGCCUAGCGAAGCCGUGAACGAAACCAGAGGAUUUAGACCACGGACGGCCGGUCUGUCAGGGCGGAUCCCACGAGUGCUCUUCUGCUAUAUGUCAGUCUGGACACCCGAACCCAUGUCUUCUUCGGUGUCCCCUCGCUUGUUCUCACGGAAAGAAGUGGACCGGCAUCACACCAAAGACUCCUGUUGGGUCCUUCUAGGGAACCGAGUCUACGAUGUGACGGGAUUCCUCCGAAUGCACCCGGGUGGCGAGGCGCUUAUCCUGCGCCGCUCGGGGAGCGACAUCAGCCAAGAGAUUGAGGGACCUCCGCAUCGGCACUCCGAGAACGCACGGCGCUGGAUGGAGCAAUACUACAUCGGGGAGCUGGACAAGGACAGCGUCCGGGACACGCAGGUAAGGGAGAGGAGGAAGCCCCAGGAGCACACAGAUGGGAUGGAGGAGCAGGAGGAGCUGUCAGCCACCAGCCGCUGCAGCAAAGUCAACUUUGAGACGGACUUGGUAGACUGGCACAAGCCCCUGGCGUGGCAGGUUGGGCAUCUGCGUGAAAAGUAUGACACAUGGGUGCAUCAGCCCGUGGACCGACCCAUCCGGCUUUUCCAGUCUGAAUUUUUGGAGGCCAGCACCAAGACUUCCUGGUACAUGGUCCCAGUUGUGUGGAUGCCCCUGGUGUUAUAUUUGAGCUGGUACUGCUAUACCACCUUAGCACAGGAAAAAACCAGACUGUUCAUCACCACAAAUUACUCAUUCAUGGUGCACAAGUACACCUUCCCUCUGAUCUUCCUAUUUGGUAUGUUCGUGUGGUCCUUCAUUGAGUACUGCAUCCAUCGCUUCGUAUUUCACAUGCGCCCUCCUGCCCACAACUAUUACCUCAUCACCCUGCACUUCCUGUUGCACGGGCAGCAUCACAAGUCCCCAUUCGAUGGCUCCCGCCUGGUGUUCCCCCCCGGGCUGGCCUCGCCUGUCAUCGGCGCCUUCUACCUGCUCAUGCAGGCUCUCUUCCCUCAUGGACUGGGCCUGUCCAUGUUCGUGGGGGGGCUGUGUGGCUACGUGGUGUAUGACAUGAUCCAUUAUUACCUGCACUAUGGCUCCCCCCUGAAGGGCUCCUACAUGUACGGCCUGAAAGUCUACCAUGUCAAGCACCACUUUGAGCACCAGCGAGCAGGUUUUGGAAUCACCACCACUUUCUGGGAUCGCCCCUUCAACACCUUAAUUCCGGACGAGUCCUUUGAAGGCACUCACUGACUGGGGGGCACUGCAAGCACCUCCUCCUGUCACCCGAUCUUGACCCUUGCCCAAUCCCCAGCCCUGCUCUCUAUAUGGCUCCACCCCCAUCCCACCCCCUGGCCCCGCCCCCCAUAGCCCCCCCUCCUCUGUCCCCAGCUGUUUUUCUGCUUCCCUCCCUGAUAUUUCUGUCACCAUGGCCGCCGAUCACAGUGGGGAGAGUUCUGUCAAUUAAACCACCCUUAAGAGGGGCUAAUAUAUAUUUAUUUAUUGAUUCUCUAAAAACGUUCAAAGAACGGACAAAGUGUGGGGGAGCAUAAUUUUUCCGUGUUUCUUUUAGGGUUAGUGUUCAUGUUAAAUUAAUGAGCAUUUACAAAACGUUUUCUUGUUGGUGGUAACAGGAGACAGAGAGAGAGAGCGAGAGAGAAAGAAAGGGAGGGAGAGAGAGCGGAAAGGAGAGGUGGUGAGGGAAAGUUGAUGAGGGAGUGAGUAUGUUGCAGAAUAUGAGAGGUGUAGUACUGAAAUUUGGCCUGGCGGGGGCGCAAGGGUCCUCUCCCGGUCUCUCUUCAGAGCUGACAUAGCUUUGGUGCUGCUAACCACCCCAUCUGUUUGUGAAGACGGCUGCUCUUCGCCAAUCAUUCUUUACCUUCAAUGAGUCGGGGUGGCCCCUGGGAGGGGGAAUGGGUGUGGUUUCGGUACUCUGAUUGUCUGCGUGCUGUGCCUGUGCUUUUGGGUCACCGAGGAUACCCAGUAAAGAACCCAGAGAAGAUGAGGCCGUGGCCGGCAGGACUCUGCUGCAGUGGGGGGGGGCCCGGAACUGAGUGGUUACCAGUGGUGCUGCGGUUUGUGAGCAAGGGCUUCUGGGAGUGGAGACACGCCCCCUUGGGCUAUGACCUCAUCCAUUGAAGAGCCCUGGAUGUAGAAAAGCCCCCCAUCUUCAUCUCAUGGCAGAUAUCUCUGGUGCUCCGUCCCUCCUUAAGGUGUCCUACUCGGUCUUCCUUCCUUAACACAGUUCCCGGCUCUGUUCUUGUUCCUUAAAACUUCCCAGCUAUUGGGGGAGGGGCAGGGUGGGGGGUUGCAAGGAGAGUUGUAAAGAAAAACACUGGAAAUUCAUGGGAAACGCCACUCGUCCAUCUUCUGUUGAAGCUGUCCUCUUAUGAUGGACAGGCUCAACAGGGGAAGCCAGUGACAGAGGGAGGGGGGGGGGGCGCUGGCAAAAGGAGGGCAAUGCAGGGGUGCGGGGGUCUGAAGCUGAUUUGAGAAGAUGCAAGCAAGAAACACCUAAUUAGUAGUCUGACUUACCACUAGUUUGAUUUAAAAAAAAAAAAAGUAAUUUGCAGAUGUUUAUGGGACAUGGCCCACCCCCCAAAUCCCUGGUCCCUCCCCCCCCCCCCCCAUAGCACCUGACCAAACCAAAUGAUGUAGGAGUACAGGAGGGGCUGUUUGUUUGGAUAAAUGAAAUAUAUGUGUAUAUUUAUAAACAAUGUGUUCGCUUUAUUGAGGAAGAAAAAUGCACAGCAUCUAUUUCUUUAAACUAAAUGAUACUUCUAAUAAUUUUCUAAAUCUGUUUACUACAAUACAUUUUUAAACCUUUUUUUAAAUGUCUAUGCAAACACAACGCAAAAUGUAUUUGUAAAUAAACACGUGAAUAUUUCUGAA
Molecule: messenger RNA, 3553 nt
Organism: Paramormyrops kingsleyae
Lineage: Eukaryota; Metazoa; Chordata; Actinopteri; Osteoglossiformes; Mormyridae
Gene: fa2h
Product: fatty acid 2-hydroxylase
Biological process (GO): lipid biosynthetic process; fatty acid metabolic process
Cellular component (GO): endoplasmic reticulum; membrane
Molecular function (GO): heme binding; fatty acid 2-hydroxylase activity; iron ion binding
Source: RefSeq, a predicted model, not a curated record